Messenger RNA from Ylistrum balloti, 5024 nucleotides. RefSeq names its product CD109 antigen-like. The record is from RefSeq and is a predicted model, not a curated record. The transcript is spliced from 35 exons. Gene Ontology annotation, cellular component: extracellular region. Lineage: Eukaryota; Metazoa; Mollusca; Bivalvia; Pectinida; Pectinidae. Bases 1 to 4785 code for a protein of 1594 amino acids. Gene Ontology annotation, molecular function: protein binding; endopeptidase inhibitor activity.
AUGAUAAGGUUCCUAUUACUGGGGGCUGCUCUACUUGGAGUAGGGUAUGCCCAGAGUCGUCAGACAGUCAUAGAUAACCAAGUUGGGUACAAACAGGAAAGAGCUCCGACUUAUUUGGUGAUUGCACCUAAAAGAGUUCGGCCGAAUCAAGUUGUACAAAUUUUUGUGACAAUUUUGAAACUAGAAUACUCCAGAAUAGAAGUACGGGUGUCUAUUACACAUAAAAAUGUUGAAUAUGCUGGGGCUAAGCUGACAUUUGACCAGAUUGGCAGUCGUACCAUGCAGUUACAUAUGCCUCAGAAUUCUCAGACUGGGGAUUACAAACUACGAGUGGAGGGAACUAUUGACGGAGGAAGCAGUGGAAAUGUGUUUGAAAACGAAACAUCUAUAGAAUUCCACCCUAAGCAGGCCUCCCUGUUUAUACAACUGAGCAAGCCCAUCUUCAGGCAGGGCCAGAAAGUUUACUUUCGAGUGGUGCCUAUACUUCCCAACUUGAUGCCCAAAUAUGGAAGUAUGACAAUUUAUGUCAAUGAUCCAACAGGAUUCCCAGUACGUAGAUGGCUGGCUGUACAGACCAAUGCAGGAGGUAUUUUAAGUCAGAGCUUUCAAUUGUCUGAUCAACCUAACUAUGGAAACUGGUCUAUACAAGUCGAUGCUUUUGGUUAUGUGUAUUACAAGCAUUUCCUUGUAGAAGAAUAUUGGGACCCAAGAUUUGAUGUCAAUGUGACUGUCCGUCCUUAUAUCAUGGACAAUGUGGAUUCUGUUGGUGGUGUCAUCAACGCAAAUAUGACAACUGGUAAGCCUGUGGAAGGAAACGCCUCUGUGUUGCUGACAGUGAUACCCCCUCCAGACCUUCGCUAUGAGAAUACUGAUGUAACCAACACCAAUCCUGCCCUGUACACCCCUAUUACCAUGACAGAAGUGUACGACUACGUUAAAGGUCCAAUUGCAUUCAACUUUAAGAUGUCGGAGAUAUUACAGCGAGUACAUCGGUACUGGCCACAAUAUAUCGGCUGGCCAGGAUUGACUGAUUUUGAGCUCCAGUUCAACGCCUCUGUAUAUGAUUGGUUCUUCAGUAUGACCAAACAAGGUUAUGCCAGUACGACUAUCUUCAGCUCGCGCACACGACUUCAGUGGGUUGGUGACCAUGUUCGCACAUUCAAACCUGAAACUACAAUGACUGUACAGGUAGCUGUUAUGAAGUAUGAUGGCACGCCAGUGUCAUCCUCCAAAUAUGUCCGUCUUAUUCUGGAGCCGCGCUACAGUGGCACAGGAGGAGGUGCACCCAUUACGGGAGGUGCACAAUACAUGAAGACACCUGUCAAAGGAAUUGUGCAGUUCUCUAUCCCAAUUGAUAAACAGAUUGCUUCACUCAAGAUAACGGCCCAGUAUGAUGGUGACCCAUCUACCGAUAUCCAACUCAUGGCAACCAAAUUCUACUCUCCAAGCAACAGUUACAUCACUGUGUCAACAUCCACCAGUUCUCCAAAGAUCAAUGAAUAUAUGAUUUUCCAUGUGAAGACCAGCAACUACAUACCUAGAAUAUAUUAUCAGAUCGUCGCUGGAAGUAAUAUCAUUGUGGGCGAAGAAUUAGAGAUGAAAUCCCGCAGGAAGACCUUCUCCAUUGCUCUGUCAAAGGAAAUGGUACCGACAGCUCGUAUUGUUGUAUACUAUGUAUCUGGACAGCCAGAGGAGAUCGUCAUUGACACACUUACGUUUUCUAUUGAUGGAAUGAAAUCCAACCAGGUUGGAGCCAAGAUAAACCGAGGAAAGGACUUUACUAGAGAUACUGUUGAAAUCAUGGCCACAGCUGAUCCAGGCUCCUACCUAGCUUUUGCUGCUAUGCCUAGUGAUCUUUAUGUGCGAGGAAUUAAUGAUGGACUCACUGAGUAUAAUCUAGUGGAUGAGUUGAACAGUUAUGACGCCCCUGCCCGAGGCAGUUACCAGCAUCUUUGGCGACUCAGCGAGACAGAGUAUGAGUACAAGUUCUUCCUGGCACAAGGUUAUGGCAUCGACAGCUUCACAACCUUCCGUGAUUCUGGACUGCUGGCCCUUUCUGAUGUUACCAUCAACAGAGUUCCAAAUCAGUGUGAGUUGGAGCCUGACACCAUUCCAUGUUUUGAUGGGACCUGUUACCACAAAAACAAGACCUGUGACAAGAACUUUGAUUGCGUCACUGAUUGGUCAGAUGAGGAGAACUGUCCAAAAGAAGACCCACGUUACAACAACAAGACAACAAAUAUGAUUAAUCGUGUGAGCCGCGUGCUGAGAUUUUACGAGGACAGUGGUUGGGCGUGGCAAGAAUACUUCACAAAGCCUGAUGGAGAGGUCGAUUUCCGGGUCAACGUUCCUAAAUACCCACUAGAAUGGGUCAUCAAUGGAAUUUCCAUGAGUCGAAACCUUGGUCUAGGACUGAUGCCGCAACCUCUGCGGUACGAUGCCACCCGCUACAUGUACAUAAUCGUGGAAUCAGCAACACACAUUAUCCGAGGAGAACAGAUCGGUGUCAGAGUCACAGUGUUCAACUACUGGUAUGCCUCCGACUUCAUCGAGGUUCUGGUCACUAUGGAAGGUUCUCCAGAUUAUGACUCUGUACUAGUAGGGGAGGAGGGCUUCGUAACAUCUUAUAGUCCUACACGACACAACGGUGACCACCAAACCAUUGUCUUCCUUGAACCUGGUGAGUCCAAAGACAUCCUGAUGCCCAUCGUCCCCAACAUGGUCCAGGGCAACUUCACCUUCACUGUCAGUGCCUGGUGCUUCCUGGAGCGGGACUCAGUGACAAAACAAAUCUAUGUUACAGGUGAUGGUGUUCUCAACUAUUACCACACACCCUGCCUGAUAGACAUGAUCACCUACGGCUCAAUCAUCAUCCCAGAUCUCAAGGUCAAUGUGUCUGACCAGUUCAUCACACCAGAACAGCGUUACCAUAAUUACGUUCCUGGUUCAGGUGUAGGCCACCUCAGCCUGUUUGGUGAUGUUGUCACGCCUGGAUUCUUCGUGGACUAUCCUACAGCAGAAGAUAUCAUGUACCGACCAUAUGGAGCAGGAGAAAUGAAUAUGUUUAAUUUUGCUUUCAAUCUCAUCACACUUAAAUUCAAGAAAGCUAAUCAACAGUUGCCUAAUGACAUCCUAAAGCGAACGCUGCACUACAUGAACAUAGGUUUGCAAAGACAGCUGAGCUACAUGAAAGAAGACGGAUCCUUCAAGAUGUUCCGAGACGACAACAGAUCAAGCAUUUGGCUAACUGCCUUUGUGGCCCAGACUCUUCAUGAGGCGAGAUUUGGUGAAUGGGAGAAAGAUCUUUUUAUCAAGCUAGAACUCAUCAACAAAAUUGUGGUGUGGAUCUGUGAGAAACAGAACAAUGUGACAGGAGAAUUCUACGAUGAUCAAGUUCCUGUGUAUGAUAGAAACUACGCUUCCAGAAGUGAAAUGAUGGCAGCUAAACUGACAGGUCACCCAGUUCCUCUAACGGCAUAUGUUCUCAUAGCGCUGUAUAAGAUAACAGAUGUUUCACAGGAGGCACAAAGUUGUAUAGAAAAGGCCAGACAGAGAGCUUCAGAGUACCUGUCUACAAGAACCUCGGAGAUAGAAGCCAGCAAUCAGAUCUUCCAUAUGGCCAUCACUGCUUAUGCUCUUUCCCUCAGUCAGCAGAGGAGUCGAACUAUAUUUGAUAAGCUGUGGGCAAAGCGAAGGAAAGCUGAAGAAUUCUACUUUGCUGAUGACGUUGUGCGUGAGAAUCCAUCUGAUUUUGUGAACACUGUGCGCUACCUGUUGCCCAGAUUAGAGUUGAUGAAUGAUGCGCAUGCUGUACAGAGUACGGCGUAUGCUCUCAUGGCACACAUCAAUCACUUUGGAUCUUCAUCUGGAGAUUACAAAGUGCAGCGAGACUCUAUGAUGCGAUGGCUGCAGACCAUGCGCAACUAUAUUGGAGCUUUUUCUUCUUCACAGGACACCCUGGCUGCUAUGGAGUCUCUGUACGCCUUCACACAGGUCGACCCUAACAGGAAUGUGUUUGACAUGUUCAUGGAGCUGGAAUCCUCCGCCUCACCAGAGUGGAAAUCCCUGAUGAUCAUGUCCAAAACCAAUUACACGGACCUACAGGAAGCUUUUCUUCCUAAAGUAUAUGGACAGGUGAGAGUGACGGCCAGAGGUACAGGCAGAGCUCUGAUACAGCUGACUACCACUGUGAAUGUUGAGUAUGCCUGGCAGAUAAAAAACACAGUUGACAGUAAACAAUUCUAUCUACUGGAUCUCGACUUCCUACAAUUUACUGGAAGGAAUUUCUCCACCAUGGAAAUGAUGCCCUGUGUCAGCUGGAUCUACACAGAGAAGUCCCUCACUUCUGGCCUAAGUGUCCUAGAAAUUGAUAUACCAUCUGGUUACGUGGUAAUGAACGACACUUUACGAACCAUGGUGUUGAACAAGACCGUGCGAAAUCUUCAACGUGCCGAAUUCUACAACAGAAAAGUUGUCUUCUACUUUGAUUAUUUGGACCAGAGUAGAUCGUGUGUGAGAUUCAAGGCUCACCGGUGGUAUCCAGUGGCUAACAUGACUAUCCAACACAAAAUGCGGUUGUUUGACUACUACGAGCCAGGUUUCCAUAACACCACGAUGUAUACGACGUACAAUUUGUUCAAUCUCAACAUCUGCUACGUUUGUGGAUCCUACCAAUGUCCGUACUGUCCGUUCUUCAAUGUGGCGACUGUCCUGAAAGCAAGCUUUACCGUUAUAUCACUGAUAAUGGGCUUCUUCAUCAAAAGAUACAUGCUGCGUGUAACAUAACAACCCAGUCUUACUUUCCUGAUAUCUUGUGUGUUGACUUUCUAAAUGAGUAUUUUGUUGGUUAAUUUUCAAAAAGGCUGUAAUCAGCAAUUAACAAAAAAAAAGAUUCAAAUCAGCAAUAGACAGUGAAAUGAAGGAUCGCAAUAGUGAUUGUGCUGGGAGGGAGGUGGAACUUAAUGUUUUUCAGAAUAUGUAUAACAAGUAAUAUUUUCCCACUGAAUUUUUUUUUGAAUUUUGAA